AUGGCUCUUGUUGGCUAUUCAGACAGCGAAGGCUCUGACUCCGAGUCGCCAAAUGUCGCUUCCGUUCCUGCCACUUCGAAACCCGCACCCAAAAAGGCAAACUUCCAAAAACUCGUCGACCCAUCCGCGCCACGCAAAAUCAAAGUCGAUCUUCCCACAAUACAGCCAGAAGCACAACCCGAAGCUCCUCCAGCAAAGAAAGCUCGUACAGCCGGCAAGUUUGGUGGCUUCAACUCUNUCUUGCCUGCCCCAAAACGCACCACCGAAGCCAAAAAGGGCCUUGGAUCUGGUGUCAAUCUCAAGACUGGCGCCGAGCCUGCAUUUAGCAGAGAAAGGGUGGAACCCGAUCCUACAGCUUUUGCGCAAAAGGAUACGACUGAGGAGACCAAGAAUGAGGCAGACACAUCAAUACCAGCCCCAUUCCAGAACGAGACACCGAAAGAGGUCAAGCCUGUAGGCAACGCCAUGAAAUUCAAGCCACUAUCUGUCGCUAGGAAGAAGGCUCCCAAGAAGAACAUCUUCCCCAAUGCCGUUCCUGCCGCUCCAUCACCCGUCGCACAACUCGUUGCAGAGCCGCCAAAGGCUCCUGCUCCUAAACCAAAGGUCUCUCUAUUUUCAGUUACCCAGGACGACAACUCAACUCUUCCCAACGCCCCUGUAGCAGACUACCAACCCCUACUCGCCGAGCCAGUAGUGGCUCCCACAGACACCCUCGACUCAGCCGUAUCCGCACCAGCCCCUGUGCACUCCGAUCCCAACUCUCUUACUGCCAUUGCCGACGACCUGGGGUUGUCAGCAGGAGAACGAAGAAGGUUGUUCGGCCGCAACAAGGACGCCGCUGCAUUUGCCAACGUCACGCAUCUCAAUAUGGAAGAAGAGUACAACAACAACGAGCAGCUCCGUCUCCAGGGCCAGGCUGUCGAGCACAGAGCAGUUAAAGCUGUUGCUCCUGGAAAGCACAGCUUGCAACAGCUUGUCAACUCUGCCGCUUCACAAAAAGAGGCUUUGGAAGAUGCUUGGGCUCAGGGUCGUAGGAACAAGGCUGAGGCUGGUAGUCAUUACGGCUUUUGA
Molecule: messenger RNA, 1071 nt
Organism: Aureobasidium musti
Lineage: Eukaryota; Fungi; Ascomycota; Dothideomycetes; Dothideales; Saccotheciaceae
Source: the annotation of a GenBank genome assembly